AUGUCGGGCUUCAUGUCCAAUUUCCUCCCUGGAGGAGCAAAGGAUGCUUCUGCCAGGCCCGAGACGCCCACCAGAAACAGCUUCAUCAACCCCGCCAGCACGCCUCAAGGGAGCCCAAGCAAACGGACUGUCCCUCCUGGCGCCAACGAGCUUCCCGAUGCAUUCGACAGCGCACUCAAGUUGAACACCCCCGUCCUCGAAAGACCCAGGCUUGAGCGCCCGCUGAGCGUCAUCAAUACCCCGCAGUCACCAGGAAAGGGCAACUUGAGUGAGGCGAGCCCCAAUGUCGAAGAUAGCGUGCUGCACAAGGGCGUCGCAUCUACGGGCAGCCCUUUGAAGAAGUCAAACGGCCAGGAAAACACUCCUCCGAUCACGCGUCUGGGAGGCACCGAUUCACCGUACCAGCAAAGUCACGCUGCCAUCUCUCGGCACGAGCUAUACCAAACCAAGGAGAAGCCAUUGACGCCCAGAAACAAGUUCAACACCCAAAAACCGCUUACUCCCGAGGAGCUCGAGAUCCUGCAACGCCCAAACGUUCGCAGAUUGGUCAAUGUCACCCAGCUCUACUUCCUCGACUACUACUUCGACUUGUUGACCUACGUUGGCUCCAGACAGAACCGAUUGGUGGCAUUCAACUCCGAGAUUCCUCCCCCGCCCGAAACCGAUGAGGCAGCAUACAAGCAGAUGUGGUCCAAGUACGCGGGCCGAGAGCGCGCCAAUCUGCGAAAGAGGCGUGUCAGGCUUCGCCAGGGUGAUUUCCAGAUCCUUACCCAGGUAGGCCAGGGAGGCUACGGCCAGGUGUUCUUAGCUCAGAAGAAGGAUACUCGUGAAGUGUGCGCUUUGAAAGUGAUGAGCAAGAAGUUGCUGUUCAAGUUGGAUGAGGUUCGUCAUGUCUUGACGGAGCGUGACAUUCUCACCACCGCCAAGAGUGAAUGGCUUGUUCGACUGCUUUACUCUUUCCAAGAUGAUAGGAGCAUUUAUCUUGCCAUGGAGUACGUGCCUGGUGGCGAUUUCCGCACUCUGCUCAACAACACUGGAGUCUUGAGCAAUCGCCAUGCCCGCUUCUACAUCGCAGAGAUGUUCUGCUCUGUUGAUGCCCUCCAUCAGCUCGGCUACAUCCACAGAGAUCUGAAGCCUGAGAACUUCCUCGUCGACUCUACAGGUCACGUCAAGCUCACCGACUUCGGCCUGGCUGCCGGCUUCCUUGCUCCUGCGAAGAUCGAGUCCAUGCGAAUCCGCCUUGAGAAGGCUUCCGAGACCUCAGUGCCAUUUGGCAAGCCAAUGGAUCAGCGAAGUGUCGCCGAGCGACGAGAGGGAUACCAAACGAUGCGCGCAAAGGACACCAACUACGCCAAGUCCAUUGUGGGCUCGCCUGACUACAUGGCGCCUGAAGUGCUCCGAGGUGACGAGUACGAUUACACUGUGGACUACUGGAGUUUGGGAUGUAUGCUUUUCGAGGCCUUGACCGGUUUCCCACCCUUCGCCGGAUCUACUCCUGAUGAGACUUGGAGAAACUUGAAGCAUUGGAGGGAGGUGCUCAAGCGACCUGUUUGGGAGGAUCCCAAUUAUUUCCUCAGCAACCGCACAUGGAACUUUAUCACGACUUGCAUCAACUCUCGGUCCAAGCGAUUCUCCAACAUCAAGGAAAUCUUUACUCACCAAUACUUCGCCGAGGUUGACUGGGAGCAGCUGCGAACGACUAAGGCGCCUUUCGUACCCGAGCUGGACUCCGAGACUGAUGCUGGUUACUUCGAUGAUUUCACCAACGAGGCCGAUAUGGCCAAGUACAAGGAGGUGCAUGAUAAGCAGCAGGCGUUGGAGAGCAUGGCGGACCGUGAUGACGAAAUGGGCAAGAGCCUCUUUGUCGGCUUCACCUUCCGACACCGCAAGACCACGGAGGAGGGAAGUCCGCGCAAGCCUCUUCCGUUCAACAACAACAACGACGAUGCCUUCGGCACAAUGCUGUAG
Colletotrichum siamense is the source of this 1968-nucleotide messenger RNA. It is a transcript of the gene sid2, whose product is annotated as Serine/threonine-protein kinase sid2. The transcript is spliced from 3 exons. Gene Ontology annotation, cellular component: spindle pole body. The record is from RefSeq and is a predicted model, not a curated record. The coding region runs from base 1 to 1968 and encodes 655 amino acids. Gene Ontology annotation, biological process: peptidyl-serine phosphorylation; intracellular signal transduction. Lineage: Eukaryota; Fungi; Ascomycota; Sordariomycetes; Glomerellales; Glomerellaceae. Gene Ontology annotation, molecular function: ATP binding; protein serine/threonine kinase activity.